This is a messenger RNA of Linum trigynum, 1083 nucleotides long. The record is from the annotation of a GenBank genome assembly. NCBI's taxonomy places the organism in Eukaryota, Viridiplantae, Streptophyta, Magnoliopsida, Malpighiales, Linaceae.
AGCCCAAAAAACUUCCGUUAGUUCAAGUGGUUAAGGCCAGAAUGGAAAUCCGUUAUAGUUGCGGGCCAAAUGAGGAAGCCCAAGUGCUAAAUGUGAUUGAUAGAGGCCCACGAUGCACUUUCUAAACUUUUUACUGGUGACUACUCACUAGUGCCCUGGUCGCUAUUUCUCAAAAGACAUCGCCACAGUGGGGAGGAGUAUCGACGGACGGAAGAGCUCGUCAAUUCAUCCACCAUCGUCGUGCGGAACAUCUCGGGAAAUUCUGCGGAGUGGCGGUAUCAAUGGCGGGAGCGAGAGGAAUUUUGCUGAAGCACCUGCGAGUGAAUGUGCAAGCGUUCCCGCAAAACCCUAAACCCAACAAUGGGCUCUUCGGUCUCUCUUUCAAUGCGAUUCUGCGCCAAUUCUCCGAGGCGGUUAGGGGCUCCUUCCUUGACAAAUCGGAGGUCACAGAUCGCGUCGUCAAUUGUGUCAAGAACCUUCAGAAGGUCGAGGCUUCCAAGGUGACAACAAAUGCUCAUUUCCAGAGUGACCUUGGCCUGGAUAGUUUAGACACAGUGGAGAUUGUGAUGGCUCUUGAAGAAGAGUUUGGAUUCGAGAUACCAGAUAAUGAAGCAGAUAAGAUCAAUUCUAUUAGCCUUGCUGUUGACUUCAUAGCCUCGCACCCUCAAGCUAAGUAGAGGAAACAAAUGAAACCAUGAAUACUCUUCACCUACGCGCGGCUAUAAUGCUCGUGGUUUUCGAACCUAUUUGUCUUUGGAGGUAGAGGGUUUUAUUCAGUCAUCUUUUCUUUUUUCUUCUUCUUAUUUCGAAGAAGAUUGCUUAGUAGUCUGGUCAGCUGUUUCUGAACUCAGGUUAAAACUCGGAUUACUUCCUGUACUUGUAAACGUCAAGUGCCGCGCUUCUUUUGGAGGAUAUGUGAUGGUGUAACUGUAAUCAGCAGAAUUACUAGUUGUUCAUUUGCCAUUUUGUAUCCUCCAUGUCAAUAAAAUUGGCGUGAAAGGCUGAUGGGUUUCCGUUAUAGCAGGCAUUGGCUUCAAAAUUUAUGUGCAUUUUAGGUAUACAAAAUAUAGGAGACCUCGUGCA